Molecule: messenger RNA, 2336 nt
Organism: Rhopalosiphum maidis (corn leaf aphid)
Lineage: Eukaryota; Metazoa; Arthropoda; Insecta; Hemiptera; Aphididae
Product: kinetochore protein NDC80 homolog
Exons: 15
Coding region: 197-2260 (687 amino acids)
Biological process (GO): attachment of mitotic spindle microtubules to kinetochore
Cellular component (GO): Ndc80 complex
Source: RefSeq, a predicted model, not a curated record
UACGAAUUACAACAAUACAAUCAGUAACUCAGUUUCAGUUAUCACUCAUAUAUUGUUGUAUUAAUUUCGUUUCAGAGUUAAAUAAUUCAAAUGUACAAUUUACUUUAUCAAAAUUAAUUGUGUAUAUCCUAUUUUCGUCUAUUUUAAUUUUGUUCAAAAGAUUUUAAUACAAUAAAUGAUUUAAAAAUAUAAAAUAAUGAAGAAGGCAUCUUUUGGAAGACGUUCGUCAGCAGCUGGACGAAAUACUUUUGGUGGUUCCACAUUUGGAAGACAAAAUUCAUUUGAUGGCAAUGAUAUGAGAUUGAGUCGUCGAGAAAGUCGUGGUAUGGAAAAAAAAUCAAUGCUUUUGAAACCUGGAUUUUCAGCAAAAAAAAAAUCUGCCUCAUCAGAAAAUUUAUCUGCACAUGAUCCAAAGUUAUGGUUAUCAACAGUGAAGAAACCAGCCAAUCAACAGAGAAAUACUUUAGUUCGUUCAACUACAUCCAUGAAUAUUACUGGUAUUAAUUUAGUUGCGUCUACACCAUGUGUUACACCGGGACUUAAUCCAAAUUUACCUGGAAUAAAUUCUAGUUACAAGAAUCGAAGGUUGAGCUCAGAAUCACGUUAUAGUAAUUAUGGUGGAGUAGUUAAGAAUAGAAAAGAAGUGCGACCAUUGACUGAAAAAGAUUUUCAACAAACAGCUAUACAUAAAAUUCAAAACUAUUUUUUGACUGCUCCUAAUGCAACUCACAUUCUGAAUAAUGGUAGUAUGAAGCCAAUGACAACUACUAUGUUUACUGAUAUGUGCGAGUAUUUAUUACAUAAGCUUGACAGAAAUCAAGUAUUAAAUAAAAGUAAAUACAUGGAAGAAUUACCCAAAAUUAUGAAAAAGUACUAUUAUAAAGGAAAAGUGGAUAAAUCAUGGCUUAUUACCGUUAAUGCUAGCCAUUCCUUUCCACAAGUAGUUGGUUUACUUCUUUGGUUAGUAGAGUUAUGUGAAACUCAAAAUCGAUUUAAUGUUAUGGAUACAUUGUAUCCAACAAUGCUCGAUCCGGAUUUGUCUGAAGAUGAAGAUUAUGAACAAACAGUUGAAUUUAAGAUGUAUUUGCCGUUUUUAUUAAAUUCAUAUCAAGUUGAGAGUAGAGGAUCUGGUAAACCAGCAGAUCAAGAAUUCCUCAAGAAACAAGAAGAGCUCUUGUUGGAAAAUUAUAAAAAUACACUUGGUAUUGAUGAGGAAGCAUUGAUAAAAUUGGAGGAAGAACUAAAUCAUCAUAAAGAAGAGCUAGAUUUACUAAAUGACCUUACUGAAGAACAAAAAUUGGAGGAAAUGAAAGCUAUGAAAGUUGCAUUACAAAAAGAUAUUGCAAACUCAAAAAAAUAUAUCAAAGAUUUACAAACAUGUCAUGGAGAAGUACAGGAAUAUAUUUCAAAGAAAAAAGAUGAACGUGUUUUUCAAGAAAAAGAUAUUGAAAACUUACAAAGGGAAUUGAAUGUAGUCAAUAGUUGUAUAAAUGGUCAACAAAUUACUCAAGACGAUAAGAAAAUUAUUGAAGAAGAUAUUAUUACUCUGAAACAAGACAUACAAUAUGAAUCAAAUUGUUUAGAAGAAUACUCAAAUAUAGUAUAUUCUGAAGAUUUAAAUGUUGUUGACGUUAGAUUAAAACUGGAUAAAUUAUUUGUACAGUACAAUAAAAUGUGUGCUGAAAAUAUUGUUGUAUUACCUGAACUUGAAAAUGCAAUAGCCGAUAAAAAUGUACUUGCUGUACACAUAAGAGAAUCUUUAAAAGAAGUGGAUGAAUUAUUGAAAAGUUUAAAAAACAAGAAUGUUGAAAAACUGAAAGAAGUUGAACACAAAAUUGCUUCUAUACGAAUAGAACUAGAUUCAGCAGAGCUGGAGUAUAACAAAUUAAAGAAAAUAGCUGAAAAAUUGGAUCCCGAACGUGAAGCUGAUAAAAAACGUUUGUUAGAAAUAACUGAUCGUCAGUUUGAGGCAAAACAAGAGCAUGAAAAUAAGUUGUAUGAGAUUCAAGCUGAAAUAAAAAGUAUUAAUCUCGAUAACACUGAGGUUAAAGUCAAAACAGAAGAAAAAAAUAACUUAUGUCAGCAGAUUAGUGAAAUGGAGGAAGAAAAGAAAUACAUUUAUACAAAAACCUUUAACUCUUUGAAAAAACAUGGGGAACUCAUUGAGGAAACCAAAGAGUUAGUUAAGAAACUUAGUGACCAGCAAUUACAGGAUAUACAAUCUAUUAAAAGCAGUUAUAUCCAAAAAUUAAAUUUAUAAUUUGUAUGCUUUAGAAUACUUUUGUAAAUUUUUAUAGCUUAAUAAUAUACUUUAUGAAUUAAUUUAAUUUUAUAAU